Molecule: messenger RNA, 1064 nt
Organism: Nematostella vectensis (starlet sea anemone)
Lineage: Eukaryota; Metazoa; Cnidaria; Anthozoa; Actiniaria; Edwardsiidae
Product: chymotrypsinogen B-like
Exons: 6
Coding region: 64-987 (307 amino acids)
Biological process (GO): proteolysis
Molecular function (GO): serine-type endopeptidase activity
Source: RefSeq, a predicted model, not a curated record
GCCCAAACAUGCGCCGCUAUAAAGCUUUUUCGAAAGAGAUGUGUGAUCCUUCAGUGAAACAGGAUGCUGUUCUCAAUCGUAUUGGUUCUUGUAAGCACCUCUUGGCCGCUACUGGCAGAAGGUUGCGGGAGGCGCCCCGCGAGUUCUCGUGUCGUCAACGGUGCAAACGCCCCCCAGCACGCAUGGCCCUGGCAGAUAUCACUCCGCACUAACGGUCAGCACAUCUGCGGCGGAUCCCUCAUUACGCCGGAAUGGGUUUUGACAGCUGCACACUGCGUUGACCACUAUCCCUACCCCGGAGCAUACACUGUGGUGGUCGGUGCUCACUGGAAAUAUUAUCGCACUACCAAUGUCCAGCGGUCUUACCGUGUUGUUCAGCUGCACAGACAUGCUGAUUUCAGCAUGCGCCACUUCCGGAAUGACGUCACUCUUCUCAAGCUCUCCAACCCGAUUCAAUCCAGUCCUUAUGUGAAUACGGUUUGUCUGCCGCCACGUGGCAGCCGCAUCCCUGCCGGAAGCCGAUGUUACAUUACAGGAUGGGGCCGUACCGUAGGGGGAGGACAGGGUGCCGAAAUACUACAGCAGGCUAUGCUCCCCGUUGCCUACGACAACCACUGCAUGCAGCGAAACAAUCAGUUGAUGCGCGUCGACCCUGUAUCCAUGAUCUGCGCAGGCGGCCAGCGUGCGGCUGGCGGUUGCCAAGGCGACAGCGGUGGGCCUUUUGUGUGUAACGAGGGCGGCAAGUGGGUCCUGAGAGGGGCCGUCAGCUGGGGCCACGAAAUGUGCAGAACUGAUUACUACACUGUGUUCGCACGUGUCAGUUCGUUCAUUGAUUGGAUCAGACAGAGAGUAGGAGGAGGCAGUGGCAGCGGUGGUGGCGGUGCAUCGUGCAGCGACGGUGACCGGAGAUGUCCAGGAUGGAGUGGUUAUUGCCAAACCAAUUAUCGUGUCUGGAAUACCUGCCUUAGAACUUGUAGGCGAUGCUAAGUGAUCGAGGUAGCGUAUCAUUUAACAGGCAAAUACAAGCGUGGAUGUCAUUAUGAAUAAACGCAAGCAAAACAAAA